CUUCAAUGUUGGGAAAUUGUUAUUACAGCUUACAUUAUUAUUAGUAAAAUAAUGAUUAUAUAUUACCGAAGAGAAUUAAAACAAAUUAAGGAACAAAGGAACAGAAUAAAGGGUAACCUUGUAAAUUCUACCUUUUAAAGUUGAACUCUUUCUCUUCUCAUUCAUUUGUUCUUUCUUCAGAGAAAAACAAAAAACAGAGCAUUUUUUUUGGUCAAGAGCAAGAAAAAACAGAGCAUACUUUUGCAAAAAGCAGAGCUUGGAGCGCUUUCUUGUCAUCUAAAAUUCAAAGGCAGAGACGAUGGGAGAUGUAGUUUUGUUCAUAGAUGAAACAUAUUUGAAAUCGAGUUUUAAUCGCUGUAGAAUCUGUCACGAAGAAGAAGCUGAGAGCUACUUUGAAGCUCCUUGUUCUUGUUCAGGAACCAUCAAGUUCGCUCACAGAGAUUGCAUACAACGAUGGUGUGAUGAGAAAGGAAACACAAUUUGUGAAAUUUGUCUCCAGGAGUAUAAACCUGGAUACACCACAACUUCAAAACCAUCUCGAUUUAUUGAAACAGCAGUCACAAUCAGAGAUAAUUUACACAUAAUGAGAAGAGAAAAUGGAAGAAGAAGAAGAAAUAGAAGAUUAGUGAAUAGAGAAGAAUCAGAUUUUCAAGAAUGCAACUCUGGUGUUGAUAGAGGCGCCUCUUGUUGUAGAUACUUGGCUCUCAUUUUUUCGGUUAUUUUGUUGAUAAAGCAUGCAUUUGAUGCGGUUUAUGGAACUGAAGAGUAUCCCUAUACAAUAUUCACGGUCUUAACAUUGAAGGCUAUAGGCAUACUAUUACCAAUGCUCGUUAUCAUUCGAACCAUCACAGCUAUUCAAAGGAGUCUCCGAUAUCAAAUUCUCGUAAGCUCUCAAUAUAUGAAUUGCUGAUUUUGUCCCUUUUUUCUCAUUCCAAAAUUUACUUAUAUGAUUUUAAGUUAGAUCUCUAUAUAUUGUCUCUAUGUUGACUUUUAAUGUUGGUCAUUUGUUUCAAUAGGAAUCAGAAGAAGAUACAUUGAGCUCUGAAGAAGAAGAUCAUGGUUUGGAGGAGGAAGAGCAACAACAACAUAUAGCUUGAAUUUUUACUUCCUUUUUGUUCAAACCUCUAUUCAGAAAUAUACCCCACAAAAAUAGGAAUAUGAAACCAUUAGCAAAUGUAAAUUAUGUUAAGUAUUAUACAUAGAUUUUAAUUAAAUCUCCAAACAUAAAUUACAGAAUAAAAGACUUCAGCAUUAUCUUC
Molecule: messenger RNA, 1259 nt
Organism: Arabidopsis thaliana (thale cress)
Lineage: Eukaryota; Viridiplantae; Streptophyta; Magnoliopsida; Brassicales; Brassicaceae
Product: RING/FYVE/PHD zinc finger superfamily protein
Exons: 6
Coding region: 299-910 (203 amino acids)
Molecular function (GO): zinc ion binding
Source: RefSeq, marked reviewed